Molecule: messenger RNA, 1545 nt
Organism: Menidia menidia (Atlantic silverside)
Lineage: Eukaryota; Metazoa; Chordata; Actinopteri; Atheriniformes; Atherinopsidae
Source: the annotation of a GenBank genome assembly
GUUUGACUGGCUGUGUAUUGUCCUCAUUAACAGCAUGUGGGUGUGUGUUUGUGUGUGUGUAUGUGUGUGUGUGACCUAAAAAGAAGCCCAACAGGUAGGACCUGCUCCUGAAAGCGUCUCCUUUCUGAAGGGGCGCGGACAGGCCUGGGGAUUCCCUUCGGUUAUUGAAGUCGGGUUCUCUGGGUAGCUGCUCAGCCGUCUGUCCGCUGGGUUCUGGUUCCGUAUUCAGAGCUGAGGGUUAGUAAGAGAGCAGGUAUGGGACAACAAGCCGCAGCACGACCGACGGAGAACCUCCACCUGGGGGAAGGUGCGCGCGGGGCCCGGCGGGCGACGCGGAAGUGAAGAUAACCGGGCCACAUCUAACAUGUUCCGUUCUCCCGUUAGUUCGUCUUUAACUAAAAGGGAGAAACGUAAUUUUAAUGGUCGUCGUCGGUUUUCUGGACGCUGACAUGUCGGUGGCACUGUGGCGCGCGGGGCUGCUGCUCAGUUUGUGGCGCGUGCGCUCCUGUCUGGGGGAGGAGUGUGUCCUGGGCAUCGUGGGGAGGCCGGUGUCCCUGCCCUGCUUCUACCCGCAGCUGCUCUCCUUCGUGAACGUUUCCGUUGAGUGGAGGAAGGACGACAAAGUGGUGCUGGCGUCCAGCUGGGAGAAAAAGGGAAAGGUGGAGAUAUGGAGCUUGGACUACGCCGCCAUCUCCGCCGACGCGGCGCUGACCGGGAACUUGUCCCUGGAGCUGCCGGCCGUCCACCUCAGCGAGGACAGGAAGCGCUACAGUCUUUUCGUCACUUCUCUUGAGAACCAAAGCGCCCCGGUGUGCUCUGUGUGUCUCCGGACGGCAGCCAGUUUCAGCUCCCCCCUCCUGGAGCGGGAGCGCGCCGCAGAGGGAGGCGAGACCACCUUCCUGUGCCAGUCCAGCGGCGGGUACCCCCAGCCCGCCCUGUACUGGCUCAUUAACGACUCGGAGGAGCCCCCCGAGGGCUCGGUGAUGACCCAGGCCGUGUCCCUCCUGGACUCCAGUCUCUACAACGUCACGGGCCACCUGACCGUCAACAUCUCCCAGGACGCCAGCGUGUCGUGCGUGAUAGAGAACCGCUCCACCAACGAAACCCUGACCUCCAAAAGCUACGGCGUGAACGGCGCCCCCGUGGUGAGGCGAGCGUCGGCCGCCAUGUGGAUCUUCAGCACAGUUCUGUGCGUGGUGGUCGGGCUGAUGGUGAUUGCGGGAGUGGCGUAUCAGAUCCACCUGGACCGGAUAAACCGAAGGAGGAAGCGCGAGUUCAAACAGACAGAGAGGGGAUACAGAAGACGGUAUCGGUACAAGGGAGAGGCCGAAGUCAUGAAUCCCGACUCAAAUGAGACAGACGUGUGAAAAAGACGUGAUGAAUCCCCCCCCCCAAGAAUAAUAGAGCACUGACAUGUAAAUAUCUUUUUUUUUUACCGCUGACUUUUGUGUUGCUGCCAGGUUUAUACAGUGGGGGAAAUAAGUAUUUGACCCGUUGCUGAUUUAGCAGGUUUGCCCACUCACAAAGAAUGCCUAUUUUUCCUCA